GCACGACUUCCCCUUCCGGCCAGGACGUUACACAUGUGUCCGCCGCCCUGCGCGCAGACCUACUAGGAUGACCACGCGCUGCGGUUUCGCGAGUCGCCAACCAGAACCGUGAGCAUCGUAAACAUGGACAACGCCGCCGCCGUCACCGCGCCGCCGCGCCUUUCGCGGAACCCUGACGUCACGGCUUCACACACGCGGCCCUGUUUUCCCUUAUACACGCUCCCCGAUAACCGAAAGGCUUGCGACUGUAGGAUAGGCCGAAGGUUACGGCGCGGAGGAGGAGAGCCGAUAGGGACCGGAACCCGCCGCCCGCUAUAAAGCCGUGUCGUUCCGCCCGGCGAAACGGGAGAGACGUACGGGCAGCUCGUGGUGGUGCAGUGUGUUGAGUUGAGAUGCAAAUAAGCGUGUUGUGGGCAGCGGCGGCGGCGGCGCUGGCGGUGCUGGCGGUGGCGGGGGCGGCGAGGCUGCCUGCGUCCGAGGAGGCCGCCCCCGCUUUCAACCCCCCGCCGGCCCCGCCCGUGGCCGUGGCGUACGCCCCCCGCGCCCCGCCGGGCAAGGCCGGGCCGCGCUACUCCGCCGAGAGGGCCAGCCCCGAAGUGGUCGUCAGAAUCGAUUGGGAAGAAAAUGUCCGAUCGGGCAGAAAAUGGAUACCCUCAACAUCUGCCGAGAAAUCUGGAACUAAACCAGGAAACACAGUGCUUCGUGCGCGCUGGUGGCGGGCGGCGCGGGCGUUUCCCCCGGAAGUGCCGCUCGCCUCCGCCCGCGCGCCCGCGCCCACGCCCGUGAUCUUGGCCGAGCCCCACCCGCUCCCUCUUGACACCAUCAUCAACACCCCGCCCUACAUGCCCAACUGCCCCGAGGGCCAGAAGGCCGACGCCGAGGGCAAGUGCCGGGAGGUUUGGAUGAAAAUGGGCAGAGAGACGACGCAG
Molecule: messenger RNA, 929 nt
Organism: Gryllus bimaculatus (two-spotted cricket)
Lineage: Eukaryota; Metazoa; Arthropoda; Insecta; Orthoptera; Gryllidae
Source: the annotation of a GenBank genome assembly